This is a messenger RNA of Aspergillus calidoustus, 1614 nucleotides long. NCBI's taxonomy places the organism in Eukaryota, Fungi, Ascomycota, Eurotiomycetes, Eurotiales, Aspergillaceae. The record is from the annotation of a GenBank genome assembly.
AUGGCUACCGACACAAUUCCUCACAAUUCGUUCGACACGAUUCUCGUGUUGGACUUCGGUUCCCAAUACACCCACCUCAUCACCCGUCGCUUGCGAGAAAUCAAUGUCUACUCCGAGAUGCUUCCCUGCACCCAGAAGCUCGCCGAUCUCGGCUGGAAGCCCAAGGGUAUCAUCCUCUCCGGCGGCCCUUACUCCGUCUACGAGGACGGCGCCCCUCACGCCGACCCCGCCUUCUUCGACCUCGGUGUCCCCAUCCUGGGUAUCUGCUACGGCCUGCAGGAGCUCGCACACCGUCUGCACGCGGACAACGUCGUUGCGGGAACAGCGAGGGAAUACGGUCAUGCCGAUUUGAAGGCUACCAAGUUCGGUGGCCAUGUUGAUAAGCUGUUUGAGGGUCUUGAGGGUGAUAUGACUGUUUGGAUGUCCCACGGUGACAAGCUCCGUAACCUGCCCGAAGGAUUCCACACCAUUGGAACCACCAAGAACUCGGAGUAUGCGGCUAUUGCGCACAAGUCGGACCCCAUCUAUGGAAUUCAAUUCCAUCCCGAAGUUACUCACACCCCUCAGGGCGGUCAACUCCUCAGGAACUUUGCUGUCGGUAUUUGCGGUGCUGAACAGAAGUGGACCAUGGCAGAGUUCAUCGGUCAAGAGAUUGCUCGAAUCCGUUCUCUCGUCGGCCCCGAUGGUCAGGUGCUUGGUGCUGUCAGCGGUGGUGUAGAUUCCACUGUUGCCGCUAAGCUGAUGACCGAGGCCAUCGGAGACCGAUUCCACGCUGUUCUUGUGGACAACGGCUGCAUGCGUCUCAACGAGUGUGAGAAGGUUCAGGAUGUUCUUGAAAAGCAGCUCGGAAUCAACCUGACUGUUGUUGAUGCCGGUGAUGAGUUCCUUGCUGGCCUGAAGGGCGAGCAUGACCCUGAGAAGAAGCGCAAGUUUAUCGGAGGAAAAUUCAUCGACGUCUUUGAGGACGAGGCCAAGAAGAUUGAGGCUAAGAGUUCUGGAAAGGUCGAAUGGUUCCUUCAGGGCACUCUUUACCCUGAUGUCAUUGAGAGUAUCUCAUUCAAGGGUCCUUCGCAAACUAUCAAGACCCACCACAACGUCGGCGGUAUCGCAGAGCGCCUGAUGCGCGGCCACGGCCUCAAGCUCAUCGAACCCCUCCGCGAACUCUUCAAGGACGAAGUCCGUGAGCUCGGCCGUCAACUCGGCAUCUCUCCCGAGCUAGUUGGCCGCCACCCCUUCCCCGGUAUGCUUCCCAAAUCUUUUCUAUACCUAGGCUCGACUAAUUGUUAUAGGCCCCGGUCUCGCCAUCCGCGUGCUCGGCGAAGUCACCAAAGAGAAGGUCGAAAUGGCCCGCAGAGCCGACGACAUCUUCAUCUCCAUGAUCCGCGAAGCCGGUCUCUACGACGACAUCGGCCAGGCCUACGCUGCCCUCGACCCCUCCCGCGCCGUCGGCGUCAUGGGCGACAAGCGCGUGUACGCAAAUAUCAUCCUCCUCCGCGCCAUCUCCACAAAGGACUUCAUGACCGCUACCCCUUACCCCUUCGCAUACGACUUCCUGUCCAAGGUAUCAACGCGGAUCGUCAACGAGGUUCCUGGUGUGUGCAGGGUUUGCUAUGA